This is a messenger RNA of Penicillium antarcticum, 1272 nucleotides long. Its product is annotated as Zn(II)2Cys6 transcription factor domain-containing protein. Gene Ontology annotation, biological process: regulation of DNA-templated transcription. Lineage: Eukaryota; Fungi; Ascomycota; Eurotiomycetes; Eurotiales; Aspergillaceae. Bases 1 to 1272 code for a protein of 423 amino acids. The transcript has 3 exons. The record is from RefSeq and is a predicted model, not a curated record. Gene Ontology annotation, molecular function: DNA-binding transcription factor activity, RNA polymerase II-specific; zinc ion binding.
AUGCUUAUUUUCUGGCCCCCACUCGAUCUCUCCACACAUCACUCGACCCUUCAUCUCAUUCCACAUGCUUGGCAGAAAAUGGUUGGCGUCGGAGGCCGAAGCAAAGGCUGUCGAACCUGUCGACGGCGCAAAGUAAAAUGCGACGAAGGACAACCCCUAUGUCAGCGAUGCAAAACAGCAGGUAUUCAAUGCGACGGAUACGUCCAAUUCUCGGAAUUCAUAGACGAGAGAAACCGCCUGGUCAAAAGAGGCACAAUCAAGUUGCCAUCUCCUUCAAGCUCAACCACGAUAUCAAAUCACAACUCUCCAUUCUCGGAAAAGGCGUCAGAACAUAUCCAGCCGUUGAAUUUCACGACCAACCUACCCUGGAACGAAGAUGACCUCCUAAACACACACCUAAUAAACCGAAUUUUCACCUGGCAUGAAGACCCCGCCUCGCCAUACGCAGCAUCAUGGAUCUCAGCCCUAUUCAAACAAAACAAAAAGAGGAACUUAUCAAAUGCCUCAAUGCGCGCAUUGGCGACGGUCUACUUCGCUAAAGUAAAUAAACAAUCGCAGCUUAUGCGUCGGGGUGCGUCGGUUUAUUCUCAGGCUUUGAGUAUGCUGCGUUCGCAGCUCCAAAACAGUGAUCUGGCGGUUAGUGAUGAUGUCGUUAUUGCUGUGAUUUAUUUGGGGAUCUAUGAGUCUGUUACGUUUACGCAGCCCGGGGCUUGGUUAGCACAUUAUAAGGGACUGGCUAGAUUGGCGAUCGGUUACAUCGUCGAGCGAAAGAGAUGUUUUCUGGAGGAUCCAACGUGGAAAAAAGUUCCAUGGGCGUUGAAAGGCGAAGACGCAAAAACACCGACCGAUCGACUCCACGAUAUCCUGGUUGAUAUACCCGGAAUCCUUGAAGACACAAGCCAGAGCAAAACCUGGGAUCCAGCCUUUCCGGGAAAAGACGAAUUCGAUACCCGAUUGAUACCACGAGUCCUGUCAACACUUGAAACAACGAUCUCCGACACAAUAAGCGACCCACUCCUCCCAAGACAGGGAACCAGGAAUGACGUCGCAGUCGAGAUCUGCCGUAUGGUCGAUUAUCAUCUUCACUACUUGCGGCGAAGUUCCGGUGCUUUCAUGCUUAUCUUCCCGCUUAAUGUCGCACAUAAUCAUCUAGAUGUGGGCUCUGUUGAGGCGAGGAGGUGGUUGGAGGGGGUUAUGGCUGUGAUUGCUGAUUCGCAUGGGUUUGAGCUUGGGAGGUCGGAGAAUAUGCCGAGGAGGGUGAGUAAUGAUUGA